This is a messenger RNA of Lepidothrix coronata (blue-crowned manakin), 6474 nucleotides long. It is a transcript of the gene TET3, whose product is annotated as tet methylcytosine dioxygenase 3. Bases 1 to 5262 code for a protein of 1753 amino acids. Gene Ontology annotation, cellular component: nucleus. Gene Ontology annotation, molecular function: DNA 5-methylcytosine dioxygenase activity. NCBI's taxonomy places the organism in Eukaryota, Metazoa, Chordata, Aves, Passeriformes, Pipridae. The transcript is spliced from 10 exons. Gene Ontology annotation, biological process: oxidative demethylation; positive regulation of transcription by RNA polymerase II. The record is from RefSeq and is a predicted model, not a curated record.
AUGGAGGUGGGCAGCAAAACCGGCUCGUCCUCCUCGGCAGGGUCUCAUUCACCCGCCGAGCCUGCACCUUGGCUCGUCCCGGUGCCACGAGCGGUGGUUUGGUGGCAGACAGGGACACCACCACCGCUGGAGGGACCAUCACCGAGGUCAAGCGUUGUCAAAACGCGUGGCCGAAGUUUGGAGUCGGCGACAGGUUCGGCGGGUGACGUGGUUGAUGGACCCAGCAGAAGCCAAAUGGAAGAAGGGCCAAUUAAUUAUGUGGAAGAAAGGCGGCUGAACGAGGGCAGCGGACUCAGCCUGGUGAAUGGGGGCCGGCUGGAGCCGGGGGGCACCGCGCUGAUGGAGUCCAGCGGGUGGUCACCAGGCCAGCCGCCCGCCGCCGGCAAAGCCCCCCUGGAAGACGUCCGGAACCUGGUGGCCUUCUCGGCGGUGGCCGAAGCCGUCUCCUCCUACCGGCUCCCGCCGCCGGGCUCGCCGUCGCUGCUGUACGAGAAGUUCGACUCGGAGAUGAGCCGGGGCGGGCUGGGCGCGGCGGACAGCGUGCCCAGGGGCGAGGACCUGCACGCCCUCAAGGCCGCCCUGGCGCUGGCCAAGCACGGUGUGAAGCCCCCCAACUGCAACUGCGACGGCCCCGAGUGCCCCGACUACCUGGAAUGGCUGGAACAGAAGAUCAAGACGGCUCUGGGCGAAGAACUGGCGUCCCCGCGUCCCCGCGCCGCCGCCAUCCCCCCUCCCACCCCCCAGGAAGGUGCUAUUGACCCCCAGCCGGUGCCUGAGGCUGCCGAGCCGUGCCCGCCCGACGGCCUCCCCUUUUCCCAGAGCGCGCUGACCAUUGCCAAGGAGAAGAACAUCAGCCUGCAGACCGCCAUCGCCAUCGAGGCCCUCACACAGCUCUCAGCCGCCCUGCCCCAGCCCGUGGGUGAUGGGCAGCCGCCGCUGCCGCCCCCCCCGCCGCCCCCCGCCGCCCCCUUCGGCCCAGGCCCCCUCGCCCCGCCGGGGGCCACGUGGCAGCGAGGGGACGAGCCCCGCUACCCGCCCGAGCCGGGGGCAGCACCUGAGCCAUUUUUCGGUGCGGCACCGCCCCGGGGCAACUUCUCAGCACCGUGGGGGCUGGAGGCCGAGGGGGCGACGGGGGCUGGAGACCCCAUGGCAGAGCUGGAGCAGCUGCUGGGGAACGCUGACGACUACAUCAAGGCAGCUUUCAAGAGACCUGAAGCGACCCCUGGCAAAGUGACGGCCCCCAAAACAGAGCCCCCUGAGCGAGCGGCCAGCAAGGAGGCACCGGGUGGCCCCCCAUUGCCGCCGGUGCCACCAGAGCCCGACCUGCACAAGAAGACACAGCUGGUCCUGCAGCAGCAUCUCCACCACAAGCGCAGCCUCUUCCUCGAGCAAAGCCUGGCGGCGGCAGCUCCCCCAGACCGGCCGGGAGGAUGGUGGGCUCCUGGCACCCCUGCUGCGCCCCCCAAACCCUUUGAAAAGCAGCCCAAAGAGAAGAAGAAGAAAAUGCCGCCUGAAAAGCCCCCCCCGGCCAAACCUCUCCGCAAGCAAGUGCAGAUCAAGAAGGCGAAGCAGAAGGACUCGCAGCCACUCUUCCUGCCCCUCUGGCAGAUCAGCCUGGAGGGGUUUCGGGCGCCCGCCGAACCCCCCGCCGAACCCCCCCCCGAGGAGAUGCAAACGGACCCACCGCCGCCGCCAUUGGCCUUCCCGCACCAGCCUCUUGCACUAGCCCAGCCCGCCGCAUGCCCCCCGCCACCCAACCCCCCCGGUGGCAUUCCCCCCGCUCCCGACUCUCAGGAAAGGGGUGCCCCCGGGGGGGGCCCCCAAAUUCACUCGGCGACAGCGGGCUCGGAGGAAGCGCUGGCUGCCCCCCUGCCGACCACCUCGGCUCCCAUCAUGGUGGAUGACAAGUUGGAAGAGCUUAUCCGACAAUUUGAAGCCGAAUUCGGGGAGAACUUCAACCUGCCGCCCCCCGAGACGCCCGCCCCGCUCGCCCCUGGGGCUGCCGAGGAGCCAGGGGGACCAGCACCAGCCUCGCAAGGGUCCCCUCAGGCCACCGCCGCCGCCUCGGCGCCGAGCAGCGCUACCCAGCCCAGCCCCAAGAGCUGCGCGUUGUCUCCAGGGAAGGCUCUGCUGUCAGAGCCCCCCUUUACCGCCCGCUCCCCCAAACAGAUCAAAAUUGAAUCUUCUGGUGCUAUCACCGUGGUGUCCACCACGUGUUUUUACUCCGAGGAAAGCCAAAACCCGGACGUGGACGAUGCCGACAGAACGCCCACCAAGGAUGAGGUGCCACUAACGCCGACUCUGAGCGGCUUUUUGGAAUCUCCGCUGAAGUACCUGGACACACCGACCAAAAGCCUCCUGGACACCCCGGCCAAGAGGGCACAGGCAGAAUUCCCCACCUGCGACUGCGUUGAGCAAAUCGUGGAGAAGGACGAGGGGCCGUAUUACACCCACCUGGGCUCGGGGCCCACCGUGGCCUCCAUCAGGGAGCUCAUGGAAGAGCGGUACGGUGAGAAGGGCAAGGCCAUCCGCAUCGAGAAGGUCAUCUACACCGGGAAAGAGGGCAAGAGCUCCCGGGGCUGCCCCAUUGCCAAGUGGGUGAUUCGCAGACACAACCAGGAGGAGAAGCUGCUGUGCCUGGUGCGGCACCGGGCCGGGCACCACUGCCAGAACGCCGUGAUCAUCAUCCUCAUCCUGGCCUGGGAGGGCAUCCCCAGGACCCUGGGGGACACCCUGUACCAGGAGCUCACCGACACCCUCACCAAGUACGGCAACCCCACGAGCCGCCGCUGCGGCCUCAACGACGACCGGACCUGUGCCUGCCAAGGCAAGGACCCCAACACCUGUGGUGCUUCCUUCUCCUUCGGCUGCUCCUGGAGCAUGUACUUCAACGGCUGCAAAUACGCCCGGAGCAAAACCCCCCGCAAGUUCAGGCUGGUGGGAGACAAUCCCAAAGAGGAAGAGCUGCUCCGGAGAAGCUUUCAGGACUUGGCCACCGAGGUUGCCCCGCUUUACAAGAGGCUGGCGCCACAAGCCUACCAAAACCAGGUCACCAACGAGGACGUAGCGAUCGACUGCCGGCUGGGCCUGAAGGAGGGGAGGCCGUUCUCAGGGGUGACGGCGUGUAUGGACUUCUGUGCCCAUGCUCACAAGGACCAGCACAACCUCUACAACGGCUGCACGGUGGUCUGCACACUGACCAAGGAAGACAAUCGCGUGGUGGGCAAAAUCCCCGAGGAUGAGCAGCUGCACGUCCUGCCCCUCUACAAGAUGUCCAGCACGGAUGAGUUCGGCAGUGAGGAGAACCAAAACGCCAAGGUGGGCAGCGGGGCCAUCCAGGUGCUCACGUCCUUCCCGCGCGAGGUCCGCAGGCUGCCUGAACCCGCCAAGUCCUGCCGGCAGAGGCAGCUGGAGGCCAGGAAAGCUGCCGCGGAGAAGAAGAAGCUGCAAAAGGAGAAGCUGAUGACGCCGGAGAAGAUCAAGCAGGAACCGGCGGGUCACAGGGGCUGUGUGUGCUGUCCCGCAGGUAUGGCCUUGAAAAGCGGGAUCCCCCCGCAGCCACUGAAACCUUCCAUCAAGGUGGAACCCCAGAGCCAUUACAACGCCUUCAAGUACAACGGCAACGCGGUGGUGGAGAGCUACUCGGUGCUGGGCAGCUGCCGGCCCUCCGACCCCUACAGCAUGAACAGUGUUUACUCUUACCAUUCCUACUAUGCACAGCCCAAUCUGCCUUCCGUGAACGGGUUUCACUCCAAGUUCGCGCUUCCCUCCUUCGGGUAUUACGGCUUUUCCAGCAACCACGUGUUCCCCUCGCAGUUCCUCAACUACGGGGCGCCCGAGCGGGGCGGGAGCACCUGGGUGAGCAAUGGCUACGAGAAGAAGCCCGACGUCUCGGUGCUGCAGGAGAACCUCAACCACACCUACGGGAACACCAACUUCCCUGAGCCCGUCCCGCAUGGCAUGCGGAGCAAGAACCACCACCAGCGCACCUACGAGCGGGCCAACCGCUACGCCAGCCAGCAGAAAGCAACGGCUGCCGGGGCACACAGGACUAACCCAGGCUCAGAGGAGGCACCAUCCUUUGCACAGAACUGUUUUGGCAGCCGCCCCAUCAAGCAGGAGCCUCCGGACCCUCCGCCUGCCAUCGAGCCCCGUCCCGGUGCAGCGGCUGUGCCCAGCGCUGAUCUGACACUGCCGGCCAUCCCGGCACACGGCGCGGCGCCAGAGCAGCGCUGGAGCCCCUUCAAGGCGCCACGGGGCGCGUCUUCCCCUGAGAGGACUAACACAGCCGAGGGCUCGUGGGGUGCGCUGGUGCCAGGCGCAGGCGGGCGGGAGAAGCUGAGCGCCUUCGAUGCCACCACACGCCUGCCGCCACCGGAGAAGCAGUGGCCCAACGUCCUGCCGGCAGGAGAGCCAACGGCGGCGCCGGCGCGCGGGUCGGGAUUGCUGCCAAAGCCGUGGAGCCCCUGCAAGCUCGGGGAGGCAGCGCUGGCUGGCACGGGCACCUCCAGCCUGCUGGGCUCACUGGGCUUCAGCUCGGCUCUGCCGGGACUGCCCAGCUUCCCUGAGGAGCCGUGGGGCUCCGUGAAGGUGGAGGAGCGCAGGACACCGGCACCCAGCCCGGGGCUGCCGGAGAAGCCGUGGGAGGCAGCGUUGGGCGAGAAGGGGGCGGCAGGGCCCCGCCGGGACAAACCAUGGGACCCCUUUGGCUUGGAGGAGGAUCUGUCAGAGAAGGCGGUGAAGGAGGAGGAGGAAGAGGAGGAGGAGGAGGAGGAGGAAGAGGAGGAGGAGUGGUCGGACAGCGAGCACAACUUCCUGGACGAAAACAUCGGCGGCGUGGCCGUGGCGCCUGCCCACGGCUCCAUCCUCAUUGAGUGUGCCCGCCGCGAGCUCCACGCCACCACCCCGCUGAAGAAACCCAACCGCUGCCACCCCACCCGCAUCUCCCUCGUCUUCUACCAACACAAGAACUUGAACCAGCCCAACCACGGCCUGGCGCUGUGGGAGGCCAAGAUGAAGCAGCUGGCAGAGCGGGCGCGGGCCCGGCAGGAGGAGGCAGCGCGCCUGGGUCUGCCGCCGGACGCCAAAGCCUUCGCCAAGAAGCGCAAGUGGGGCGGAGCGUUGGCGACCGAGGCGCCCAGCAAGGAGAGGAGGGACUCGGUCCCCACGCGGCAGGCGGUGGCCAUCCCCACCAACUCCGCCAUCACUGUGUCCUCCUACGCCUACACCAAGGUGACAGGCCCCUACAGCCGCUGGAUCUGAGACGGGCGCAACCGCCGUGGCCCCAUCUUACCUCAACCCUCGGCAGUGCCGGUGCCCGGCGUUGCUUCGUGGUGCUUUCUCCUCGGGCGUGGGGAGAAGAAAAAAAAAUAAAAAAUAAAGAGACAAAAGUGAAGCAAAACACAACAGCCACACCACACAAAAAAAAAAUAUCCAACCCAUAGGAAGCGAACCCGACGCGCGGAGCCGGCGCGGGCAUGCGCCGUCAAAGAGCUGCGCCCGGUGAGGAGUUGGCAUACCAAGCAAAACUGGGUAAAAAAAGCACCCAGGAGGAACGAUGCUGUUUGAUGAUUUUAGGUAAUCUCCUAUUUAUAUCUCCAUGUUUUUUAAUCUAGCCUCAGAUGAAUUUCCUAGCGUCCUUUCACGAGGAGAGGUUUUUAAUUCCACUUAAAGGAAAAGCCUAUUUGUCGGAUUUGAUUUGAUUUUAUUUUUUACUCCGAUGACGACGAUGAAGCCGAUCUUCGAAAGAGAAGCCAACGUGGAAAAAACCCACCCUGAACACAAAUCCAAACCAACCUGAACACCAAACCAGCUUAAAGGCAAGAGGUGACUCCCUGCAGCUCUGAGGCUAUCGGGAUCAUGUGCUUUACUGUCAGCCGGACACGCUGAACAGCUGAAUAUUUUUAUUCCUAAAGGACAUAAAAAUACUUAUUUUGCAGCUCGAGGAGCCCUUUCUUACAGCGACGGGAGCCCAUGAACAAGUGGGACAUCCCGGGGCGGCACGUCUUCACUCGGCUCCUCCUCCAGUGGGAUUGACUCCACCGGGACGGAGCGGGCCAGCGUCUUUCCUGGUGCCGGAGACCUCAGGACACGGCCGGGCUGGGAAUGCCGCUGCUGGGGGGGGCCGUGCUCGGGCUCAGACUUGUGGCUACUUUGCCAACGGCCCCAGGGCGAGCAGUGGCGGCGGCGGCAUCUCCAAAGGAGCUGACAAGACAAAGAAACAGAAACAAAAAAAUACAAAAAACCAGGAAAAAAAAAAAAAACACAAACCAACCCCAAACUGUGAAUAGCGAGUGUUGCUCUCUGUACAUCACUGUUGCUAAAGUCUGGUGCUUUCCGUCUCCGGGGGACUUUCUCUGCGCGAUCGGCUCCGGGAAGUGCGAAUCCCGAAGACUUGGCUGGGCCAAAUCCCGCCGGGUCCGCCUUCCCUGCCGGUGCCAGCAAGCCGGCGUAGCGGCCCCAGCGCCGCCGGGG